Musca vetustissima is the source of this 2496-nucleotide messenger RNA. RefSeq names its product protein Teyrha-meyrha (gene tey). The coding region runs from base 1 to 2496 and encodes 831 amino acids. Gene Ontology annotation, molecular function: ubiquitin protein ligase activity. The transcript has 8 exons. Gene Ontology annotation, biological process: protein ubiquitination. Lineage: Eukaryota; Metazoa; Arthropoda; Insecta; Diptera; Muscidae. The record is from RefSeq and is a predicted model, not a curated record.
AUGGAAAGUAACGCCUUUGGAAGCAGUCACAUACCGUCACAAGCAUUGGUCGUAUUAUCGGAGGCUGCUUCCGGUUUGCAUGAGGCACUAAGAGGACAACGUCCAUUUCCCACACGGUUACCUGACGCCAAAGAUCUCCACAACAUGUCACUAGUCGGCAGUUAUGGCUCCCACUUGCUGCACAGCUUCCAUCCACAUCUCCUGCAGACCCUCAAUCACAAUAUGCUGGCGGCAAAUGGUUCAGCGGCGGCGGCCAGUUAUUUUGCCAGUGAACGAGCCGCACUGGGCAAGCCGUCGGUUUUGGGUAAUUUUCAAUUGCCAUCGGCAUUUUCACCGCCCAAAUACAUUGGCAUUUCAUUGGAUCAGAAUCUUUUUAAUGGCAAUGAUUCUUUUCGCACCGAUUCCGCCAGCCCCACAUGUACAUCCCACGAAUCUUUGGAGGGCUCAACUGAUUACGAUGCUGAAAAGGGUGAAAGUCCACGCAGCAAUGCCUCGGAUCCCAGGGAUUUAAGGCAUGCCCAUCGCAGUGACAAACCCUCAACAUCAUGUGCCUCUUCAAUGGCCGCUGUAUCAGCAGCAGCCGCCGCAGCUGUGGCCUCUAUUGCCUCGUCACAGGCGGCAGCGGCCGCUUCAUCGGCCACAGUAUCAUCCCACAUGGCCGCCCACCAUGCUCAUCAUCCCCAUGCUCCACCACAUCAUGUACCGCAUCAUUUACCCCCACUCAGUGCUCAUCAUCAUCACCAUCAUCCGAAUAGUAGUUUGUUGGCAGCGGCUAGCAUGAGCCAUAGUUUGGGUUUAGGUGGUCCGCCCGGAUUAAGGCCACCACCAGGCCAUAUACCAGAUAUGUGUCCCGUUUGUGGCAUUAAACUAUCGGCGGAUGAAUGGAAUUCACAUUUUCUAACAGAAUUGGAUCGUUUGUAUAAGCUGAGUUCUGGCAUGGAGAGAACGAAUUUACAGGCCACUUAUAUGUUUGCACAACCCUGCCCCUCACAAGAGAAUGCCAUUCGGACAAGUCAUAAUCGUUGGGAGACCUUCCAAAGAAUCCGCAACAAUCGUCAAAAUCGCUUACGCAUCAAAGUACGUAAGCGUAAAUAUGGCGAUAUGUAUUUCAUGGAGAAUAUGUUCUGUAACUCCUGUCCGAUUUGCAAACGGAAAUAUGCCCUGGAGACAGGUGGCAAACUUCCCGAAGACGAGAAUAAACAGCAAGACGAAAUUGAAACUGUCGAUGUGGAGUCGUGCAAUGACGAUGUACCUGAUUCAAAUUCCGAAUUGUCGUCACAGGUACAUCAUGCCCAUAUGCCAGCACUUAGUGGGAGUAGCAGCCAUAGUAGUAGCCAUAGCAGUUCAAAUGGUGGAAGUGGUGCCACAACUCCUGGUGGAGCAAAUUUACACAAUAGCAACAGUCAACCGGGAAAAUUGGAUGGCAUUUUGUAUAGGACUGCCAAUUGUACCAUAAGUAAGGAUAGUAUGCAUCAUCAGACGACGGAAGAGGAUAUUAGCACAAAUGUGGCCACAACUACCACAACCAGUGGUAGUAACAGCAGUAAUAGCAGCAGUGCUGGUAGUACCACAAACUGGACGGAUGCUCAUAAUCCGAAUAACAAUAGCCAUACAAAUGUUAGCCAAGGUCAUAUAUCAGUUAAAAAUGUUAGCGAACUGUCUUCGACCACCCAUCAUUACUACAAUGCCGACUCGUGUAAUGAGGAACGUACUGCCAAGGAUAUGUCCAUGGAUACAUGUAAUAACGACAGCGAUGAGGAUGUCAUUGUGGAUGAUGAUGAUUCCAUUAAAAUGGCCAGCUAUAAUAAGAAACGGAAAUAUGACGAGGCCAUGGUGGGCAGUAGCCGAAUUUCAAAUAACCCCUCACCCGUUGAAGAGCGGCCACGUUCAGAACCCCAGGUCACAAGUACCGAAACAACAUUGGAGAAUUCCCAUAACAAUAACAACAACACUACAAAAUACACUGCAUUUGAAGAUUUGAGAAAUAAACAGCACCUUUCACACCACCAGCAGCAGCAACAACAACAACAGUUACAUCAAAUGUCUCACCAUCAACUGGAAAGAGACUCACCCAAUGGACAUCAUGGCCAUGGACAAGUGCCACCACCGCCAUCAUCCCAUCCUGGUCUCAUACCACCAGGACUCACACAACAACAAUUGGACUCAAAGGUGGGAAAUAGUUCGGAUAUUAAACCCGACAAUGAUGAUGAUAACAAAUGUUUCAUUUGUAAGACAGGUAUAAAGGACUUUGCCACGGAUACAUUGUUAAGAGGACGUAAUUUUUAUUUCCAUCAAAGUUGUGCCAAUGUUAUGAGCAGUUAUCGUUUGAAUAAGGAAAUUCAACAGCAGCAGCAGCUGCAACAACAACAACACCAUCAACAACAGCAACAAACCGAAAUUGGUAGCACUGAGAAGCAAGCAACAACAUCAUGCCAGCAGCAAGCAACAUCACAGCAACAUGUUGACAAUAGUGUAGCAACAAGCAAGGAAAGUUAA